ACUGUGAAUUUGGAGAUGUUGGUUGGUAGAAUUGUAUGUCGUUUCCCAAAAGCCGUCGUAACUCAGUGCCGGAGCUCGUUGCUUCUCUAUUCCCGAGAACAGCAACAGCAACAAUACGUUCCCAUUCUUGCAUCUGAGUUCCACUCCUUUCGUGAAUUCAAAGAGAAGGUUACUCUAUUUCAUGAAUCUGUCUUGCAACGGUUUUGGAUUUCAUCCUCUGCAUCCCCCCAACAUAAUGAAAAAGAGGCAUCUCAGUCCCAAAGCAAACCAGGAAGCACAAAAGAGAAUGGAGAAGUGAGUGAAAAAUGUGAAGCUUCAGUUUCUGCUGAUUCUCAGUGUCAAGAUGAGAAUGAUGAAUCAGGUCCUGAUUUGGCAUCCAAUGAUAACACAAAUGAAAAUGUCAAACGAAGAAGUAGACGUACUAAACAAGCUGUAUCUUCUGAUUCUGAUUCUGAUUUAGAUACGGAGGACCUUUCUAGGGAUGACUUGGUGAAACUAGUGGCUGAGAAGGAAGAACUCCUAAAGAUAAAAGAUGAUGAGUUUCAGAAAAUGAAGGAAAAAGCUCUUAGAUCCUAUGCGGAGAUGGAGAAUGUAAUGAACAGAACCAAACGAGAAGCAGAAAAUUCCAAAAAGUUUGCCAUUCAAAAUUUUGUGAAAUCUCUUCUAGAUGUUGCUGAUAAUAUGGAACGGGCUUCUUCUGUUGUAAAAGAGAGCUUCUCCAAAAUUGAUGAAUCUAAGGAUACUGUUGGUGCUGUGCCACUUCUGAAGACACUUCUGGAAGGUGUUGAAAUGACAGAUAAACAGCUUUCCGAGGUAUUCAAAAAAUUUGGUGUGGGAAAAUAUGAUCCUACAAAUGAAGAAUUUGAUCCAAAUAAGCAUAAUGCAGUGUUUCAAGUACCAGAUCCUAAAAAGGCUCCUGGCAUGGUCGCUGUCUGCCUCAAGUCGGGGUACACCUUGCAUGACCGAAUCAUUCGGCCAGCUGAAGUUGGUGUGACGGUAGCCAUGGAGAGUACGAAGGCAGAUUGAAGAACUGAAGCUUAAACAGGUGGGUCAUGAACCAAGAUUUUGGAGCACGAAAAGAAAAUUUUUCUCACUUUUGAAAAGGAGUUUAGUUCCAGAUCCUCCAAUGGAACUGUCCGUUCACAGAGUAGUUAUAGUUUUUUCUAGUAUUUACAAUUUUAUUUUAUUUUUUGUUUUACAGUGUUAAGUAAUGUCUGUUAAUAAUGACUGCUUUAUUGUGGGGGAGGUUUACUUUGCUGUCCUUUCUCUCAACUUAUCCAAAUAGAGUUUUACUCAACCCUUUUCGCUCUACUUA
This is a messenger RNA of Solanum verrucosum, 1315 nucleotides long. RefSeq names its product grpE protein homolog 2, mitochondrial-like. Gene Ontology annotation, cellular component: PAM complex, Tim23 associated import motor. Bases 16 to 1026 code for a protein of 336 amino acids. NCBI's taxonomy places the organism in Eukaryota, Viridiplantae, Streptophyta, Magnoliopsida, Solanales, Solanaceae. The record is from RefSeq and is a predicted model, not a curated record. Gene Ontology annotation, molecular function: adenyl-nucleotide exchange factor activity; protein homodimerization activity; protein-folding chaperone binding. Gene Ontology annotation, biological process: protein import into mitochondrial matrix; protein folding. The transcript has 5 exons.